Messenger RNA from Lipotes vexillifer (Yangtze River dolphin), 545 nucleotides. It is a transcript of the gene CDC42SE2, whose product is annotated as CDC42 small effector 2. Gene Ontology annotation, biological process: regulation of Rho protein signal transduction. NCBI's taxonomy places the organism in Eukaryota, Metazoa, Chordata, Mammalia, Artiodactyla, Lipotidae. The record is from RefSeq and is a predicted model, not a curated record. Gene Ontology annotation, molecular function: small GTPase binding. Gene Ontology annotation, cellular component: plasma membrane. The transcript is spliced from 3 exons. The coding region runs from base 291 to 545 and encodes 84 amino acids.
ACUACCUGUUAAGGUCCUGAAUCAAGACAACAAUUUUUAUACCUUUCCUGGUGGUUCAGUAACGAGUCCCUGUAGAAUCAAAAGCGAAGAAAGGAAACAAUCUGACCUUUUGUUUGUUAGAUUGACUGUAUAAGAUACUUGACUUCUAGGAACAAAAACACAGAGAAGUAAUAAAGUUAUUAUUUUGGCAUCUUUGGACAUCUAUCAUAUUGAGAAGCCUGCUUUGUGAAGCUUCCUGAAUUGAGAUUUGGAAACUUCAUUGGUGCUCAUUUAUAACUUGGACUGUAAGCAUGAGUGAAUUCUGGUUGUGUUUCAACUGCUGUAUUGCAGAACAGCCUCAACCUAAAAGGCGCCGGCGGAUUGACCGAAGUAUGAUUGGAGAGCCCACAAACUUUGUGCACACGGCUCACGUGGGGUCAGGAGACCUGUUCAGUGGGAUGAAUUCCGUUAGCUCCAUUCAGAACCAGAUGCAGUCCAAGGGAGGCUACGGGGGUGGCAUGGCUGCCAAUGUGCAGAUGCAGCUCGUGGACAUGAAGGCAGGAUAG